Messenger RNA from Suillus subaureus, 663 nucleotides. RefSeq lists its product as uncharacterized. The coding region runs from base 1 to 663 and encodes 220 amino acids. The record is from RefSeq and is a predicted model, not a curated record. NCBI's taxonomy places the organism in Eukaryota, Fungi, Basidiomycota, Agaricomycetes, Boletales, Suillaceae. The transcript has 4 exons.
AUGCAGAAGUUCCAUAAUGAUUUGGGUGGUUCAAAAGCAGGCUCAAAGCCAAAAACUUCUCACAUUUUGAAACUGUGGGAGAUGUACUUGAAAAUGCACUACGGAAAAAUCAAGGAUGCUGUCAAAAAAGAGCAGGAAGAACUGAAAAACGUACCAUCCACUGGGCCAGCCAAGAAGACCACUCUCAAUAUUGUCAAGCAGCACAUUAAACAGGCCUUCAACAAUAAGUCUGAAGAAGUGAAGGCAGAGGUGCUUGCUGCUGUUGAAACAAUGAAAGAGACAAAGUGUGCAGAAAUAGAGGCAGUGAAGAACCAGUGUCAUGAUAUUAAUAAGGAUGUCGCACUUAGAUAUAUAUCCAAAAUCGCGACAAUCCUAACACAAUUCUUCAAGGAGUUACAUGAGAUGACAGAUUGGGUAUUUACAGUUCUCAUGGGUGGGCCACAUCCUGAUAUGGGCAGGGUGCUCGAUGUUAGUAGCUUCCAUGUUGGAACAACAAAACUGGGCAAUUGGUUCAGUCAGGCCUACCCACAUUUUUCACAGAAUGUUAUGGUGCCUUACACACAGUUUAUUGAAUGUGUCUUUUCUGAGGCAGCCACACUGUUGAGAGGAAAGGACUUGCUGCCUGGUUCUACUAUGUCAUCUACUCUGGCUAUCACUCCUUGA